GGAGGGGUGGGGCGGCCCGGACCCUGGGAUCCAGUCCAUCCUUCAGCAGAGUAGCGGAUAUGGCUGGCUCCCGGCUCCCGCGGCAGCUCUUUCUCCAGGGCGUGGCCGCCGUCUUCAUGUUCGCCUUCGCUUCCCUCUACAUGCAGAUCCCGGGCCUGUACGGUCCUGAGGGCAUCCUGCCUGCACGGAGGACACUGCGGCCGCAGGGAAAGGGACGCUGGCGGCAGCUGUGGGAGACCCCAACGCUGCUGUGGGAGACUCCGCUACUGGGGCUGGACACAGCACAGGGCCUGGAGCUGCUGAGCUUGCUGGGCACCCUGCUGGCCCUGGGAGCCCUGCUGCUGCACCAGCUGCGCCACCUCCUUGUCUACCUGCUGCUCUGGGCCGCCUACCUGUCUGCCUACCAGGUGGGCCAGGUGUUUCUUUAUUUCCAGUGGGAUUCCCUUCUGCUGGAGACUGGCUUCCUGGCCUUGUUGGUGGCGCCUCUGAGGCUGCCCCCUCGCCACAAGCAGGCCCAGGGCAGGCUGGCAGAGAUCUUGCCCCACGAAGACCUCCCCUUCUGGCUCGUGCGCUGGCUGCUGUUUCGCCUCAUGUUUGCCUCGGGUGUGGUCAAGCUGACCAGCCGCUGCCCCGCGUGGUGGGGGCUCACCGCCCUCACCUACCACUUCGAGACUCAGUGCUUGCCCACGCCCGCCUCCUGGUUUGCCCACCAUCUGCCUGUCUGGCUGCACAAGCUCGGCGUGGUGGCCACCUUCCUCAUCGAGAUCGCAGUGCCGCCUCUGUUCUUCGCUCCUGUUCGCCGCCUGCGCUUGGCUGCCUUCUACUCCCAGGUCUUGCUGCAAGUCCUGAUUAUCAUCACUGGCAAUUACAACUUCUUCAACUUGCUCACCUUGGUGCUUACCACUGCCCUCCUGGAUGACGCGCACCUGGCUGCCCAGUCUGGCAACAGCCGCCGCAAGAAGACACCCACCUCCUGGCCCAAGGCCCUGCUGGCCCUGCUGGCCCUGCUGCUGGAGCUGGCCGUCUACGGGCUGCUGGCCUGUGGCGCGGUGCACUACUUCGGCCUGGAGGCAGACUGGGAGCAGCGCACUGUUCACUCCAAAGCCACCUUCACCUUCCACCAGUUCUCCCAGUGGCUGAAGAUGGUCACUCUCCCCACCAUGUGGCUGGGUGCAGCCUCCCUUGCCUGGGAACUGCUGACCGCCCUCUGGAGGUGGACCCACGUGCGAGGGUGGCUGCAGAAGUGCUAUGCUGCGGUCCAGCUGUCCGUCUUUGGCACGGCCACGGUGGCUCUCUUCAUGAUCAGCCUGGUGCCGUACUCCUACAUGGAGCCCUCGACCCACGGGCGCCUCUGGACUGGGGCCCACCGCCUCUUUGGCACCGUGGAGCACCUGCAGCUGGCCCACUCCUACGGCCUCUUCCGCCGGAUGACUGGUCUGGGCGGACGGCCCGAGGUGGUGCUCGAGGGCAGCUAUGACGGGCACCACUGGACGGAAAUCGAGUUCAUGUACAAGCCCGGUAACGUGAGCCGGGCGCCCCCCAUCGUGGCGCCCCACCAGCCGCGCCUCGAUUGGCAGAUGUGGUUCGCGGCCCUGGGCCCGCACACGCACAGUCCCUGGUUCACAAGCCUGGUCCUCCGCCUGCUGCAGGGCAAAGAGCCUGUGAUCCGCCUCAUCCAGAGCCACGUGCCCAAGUACCCCUUCCACAAGCAGCCGCCCACUUACGUGCGGGCCCAGCGCUACAAGUACCGGUUCUCGAAGCCCGGGGAGCAGAGGACAAGAGCCCACCCCGGGCCCGCAGCUCCAGCAACACCCUGGCUCAGGCGCUCCGCUGGAUGCGGAAACAGCUGUCUCCCCUGGAGGCCCCUGCCCUGCUCUGGGGGCUCCUCGGAACCGUGGGGGCCAUUAGGGUCAUGCAGGCCCUGCUGAGCCCCUAGUCCUCCCCUCGGGCCAAGGAGGAGAAGCACAGGCCAGCCCCCGCGGAGGACUCGGUGGCCGCCAGCAAACAAGCUUCCC
This is a messenger RNA of Kogia breviceps (pygmy sperm whale), 2015 nucleotides long. NCBI's taxonomy places the organism in Eukaryota, Metazoa, Chordata, Mammalia, Artiodactyla, Physeteridae. The record is from RefSeq and is a predicted model, not a curated record.